Hippocampus comes (tiger tail seahorse) is the source of this 3461-nucleotide messenger RNA. RefSeq names its product FA complementation group B (gene fancb). Gene Ontology annotation, cellular component: Fanconi anaemia nuclear complex. The coding region runs from base 144 to 2789 and encodes 881 amino acids. Gene Ontology annotation, biological process: negative regulation of double-strand break repair via homologous recombination; replication-born double-strand break repair via sister chromatid exchange; positive regulation of double-strand break repair via homologous recombination. The transcript has 9 exons. The record is from RefSeq and is a predicted model, not a curated record. Lineage: Eukaryota; Metazoa; Chordata; Actinopteri; Syngnathiformes; Syngnathidae.
UUCCGGGUUGGCGCGCGUUUUCGAGUGACACGAGUCCGAAAGAAAGUCACUUAAACGCUUUUAAAACUAUAAACACGAGAAUCACAUUAUAAACCCAGUGGAAAUUACAUGACUCAUGCGUCUUAUAGUUGUUUAAAUGCAUCAUGAAGAGCGCCAUUUCGACUUCGAACCAACUCUCGUUUUGUGGUAAGAUAAUCACAUUUAAUCACGCCUUGAGUGACAAUCGAGUGAUAAGCGAGUUGACGUGCCGUGGCUUUUCUUUCCAACCGGAGCAAGCGGUGUUCCUGCAGACAUCACAAGGAGCGGCUGUCAUCAGCCACCAAAGUGCAGCACGCGUGGACGCCUUCAUAAAGUCCAAAAGCGUCUUGUGUGUUCAUAGCAGGACCACCGCGCCGUGUGUCCUUGUGGCAAAAAAGAACAAGAAGGCGGACUUUUUUCUCUAUAAACUUUUCACUCUAAGUGGAGCAAGCCAGCUGGAGCCCUGCGUUGAGUUCUCACUCCCUUACAAGCCAAGCGGGGACGUUUGCAUCCUCCAGGGACCGACAGUGUUGUGGACACAUGCUGAUGCUGUGUUUCAUGCAUCAAGUGAUUCAGGAGGGAUCAAACGGGUGCCCCUACAACUGUCCCACUGUCUUAUCGGUGAGCUUCCCCUCCAUAAGAGACAAGUGUUCAUACUGGGACAACAACAGUGCUCCACUCAGCAGACUGUGGCGUAUUUGCUUGGGAGCGGGCUCACCUUUGACGGCGCUGUGAUUUUACCUCCCCCUUAUAUUUGCAUCACUAAGUGCAUCUCCGUGCUGUCAGCCCACCAAGCAGGCAGCCUGCUGCGCUGCACUGUGCUUGCAGCCACUUCCAAUCAACAACUGAUUUAUUUGGAGAACGGCGUGGUGGAAGACACAUGCGCACUCCCGUUCGAAAAACCUGAAGACAUACAGGUGGUCUACACCGGAAGAAAUGGAGUCAUCUUUGUUAUAUCUUUCGACGGGGGCCAUGUGUGUGCUGUGUGGAAGGAUACAUUUCAAAUAGCCGCCCAGUGGUCAAACGUGUUCUCUGUGCACGUGGAUGACUAUCUCGGAUGCGGUACAGAGCAGAUAUUGUUGAUUUUUAAGGAUGAUUGCGUAUCGGGGCAGCCGCUGGAACAUUUCAUCAUAACUGACCUCUGCGGGAUCUCCUUUUCUCGUGGCGAGCACAGCGGCGCAACAGUGAAGACGCCCCCUCCACCAGCCAACCAACUCCUCACAAUUCAAGCUUUGGAGUCCAGACUGCAGAGUGGACUGAGUGUGCUGCAAGAGCUUCAAGGAGAAGUGAGAGUGAAGGACAGAGUUGUGCAGCAGUCCGUGCGAGCGCUCACUGAUGUGGUGCACCAUCGAGAGCCGAAGCUCACACAGCCAGAGCAGGAAGCACUCGUCGCUCUUUGGGAGAGUGAUGACGAGUCAAAGGACGAGGCCGCUGAUGACGAGACCCAAGCCGUGCCAGCGGUGCCCUGCAGACCUCACGUUGACAAGCUGUGGCAUCGCGUCGUCGACGCACGAAUGGUCGUGGGAGUGAUACUUGCUGCCGGCGGCUCAGUACCAGCGGUCGGUACGAGCUUAUCCAUCUUGACAGAGGCGGGCCACGGCUCCACGCCCGCAGUCAUCCAAACCCAAAGCCAAGCGCUGUGGCUCCCCGCGCUCGGUCCCUCACCCUCCGCCUCCUCCUUCUCGGCCGCCACCUUCCCUGAGCCGGCAGCCAAAAGAAGCAAGCGGCACGACGCGGGCGGCCCGAAUGAUUUCAACACGGCCAGACUCGCCGUGACUGCCGUGACCAGGCUGGCACCUCUGCUGAACUCUGGCUGUGUCAAGUGCAAUGUCAUGCUCCAUUACGCCCCGAGACGAGACGCUUCAGUCCUCGCCGGUGUACCGACACCGAUUGUCUACCAUUGUGGUCAACUCACUGUCGACAUCCACGCAGACUUCAAAAUUCAACUGUUGAACAACCCUGAGCUUAAAACAGACGAGGCUCAAGAGGACUUGCUGUGUCUGCUGGCGGUGCUAGACCACUGGGUCUUCCGCAUAGACUCUCCCAAUCAUAGCUUGGGCGAUAUUGACGGCUGGCUGCAGAGGAGAGUGGGCUGUAAGAGGGUAGAAGUGAGCCCUCGGCAUCGAAUGUUUGCUUCUCAAGGACUCUCUUCUCUCUCGCUGCUGUGCUGGCGGCGCAUCAGUCCGUUCCACGGGGAACUGGCGGUCCACUCGAGCCAAUUGCAGAUGCUCCAGCAUCUGGAUGUCCUGCUAGGUUACCUCCCAGCAUCCUGCUCCAUCCAGCCCAUCCGCGGCCUAAGAGAAGAGGGGUCAUCUGAGGUACUGGCUUUGGCUUUGGAGAAGGAAGUGGCGUCACUCCGGGAGUUUGUGUCACCUCUGCUGCGUGGGGAGCAGGAAGGUGAGGAGAGGGCGACGGGGUCCAAGGAGAUCCCCGAACCGGGCACUCCGGAAGGGCUCCAGAGGUGUCGACUCGCCUGGCAACGGGAUGCGGAGAGGAGUAUGCGGAAUUUAAACCCACGUGUGGAUGUGAGAAGCAUCUCAGCACCACAAGACGGAAAGCCUGCAGCCUUGCCAUGGGGGCACCAUCCAUCAUUUGGACCUGUCAGGGUGACACCCCCCAUCCUGCCUGUAGCGAGCAUUCAUCAACACCUCCCUGCGGACUCUGGUAUUUACACAUCUCCUUUCAUUUGUUUUUGCAUUUUUUAUUUUUUACUUUUUUGCAUUUGUGCACAUGAUGGUGGGAUGUUUGGGGGGAAAAACAUGCAGCGUUAGGGUGAGAAGUUAUAGCCACUUCAUUAGGGUACUCGUAUUAGAAUUUAGAAACACGAUAAUACUGAAUUUUCUUUGACACUGUCACUGUUAUUAUUGUGGUUGGAUUUGUAUCCUCUGAUGCAACUAAGUAAAGGUGUAUAUGUUCUCCAAAGAAGCCUUUCGAUGUUGUUGGCAAUCACGCAGGUUGACAGCAACUUGAGGGCUGCAGCAACGAAGAAGAUAUGACUGUCGGCAACCAACGUGAUUUGGCCCAGGGACUAGGAUUAAAGAUUUAUUUUAGUUAAGGGUUAGUUCAAGGGGCUGUAGUUCUCGUAACUCACCUGUUAUUAAUGUACUGUAUAUCCACAAAGCAUACUUAUAUUGAAGUAUUUUUAGUUAUGUGAAAAAAUUGGAGCUGUCUGGUUUUGUGAUGAAAUGACAUCUAAGGCCUCUUGGAAAGACUAUUUCUAUACAGGUAUAACUUAUUUUACAAUUGAGAUGUCUGCUUUUGCAUUUGAACUUUUCAUACGGUUACAUUACAGUUUUGUUUUGUUUUUUUAGAUAUUUUUGUUUCCUUAACUGUCACUUACAAAGUCGUCAGCUCACCACUGCAAACUACACAACCAUAUUGAUCAAGAUUCAGUGUCAAUAAUUUAUAUCUGACAGCGUCAAUGAAACUUGAGCAUGUGAGGA